AUGCCGUCGCCAUUCAAAAAGUCGAAGUCGUUGGCGACGCAACCUCCGCCAAGUCUUCCGCCAAAUAAACCACCUCCGCCGAUUACUGAGCCUUUCAGCCCAGGUGGAUUUAGACGACCGCGACCUCUCUCAAUCGGACGGCUCAGUUCCACCACUAACGGGAGUAUUGGCCUUGGAAUCUCUCUUACUCAAUCCCCAGGAAGCUUGACACGAGUUGAUGAAGGGGAAGGAAGUGAACAUGGAAAAUCCGACGACUACUUCAAAGACUAUCAGAACCGUUCUACCACCCAAAAGAGCUCAGGUCUGCGACCAAGUGGACGCGAUCUCAGUCGAGUCGAUACGAGAUUGACGAUAUACGAAGCGACCAAGCAAUGGACGGAAGAGACGACGCAGUGGACCAAAGUAUACGGGCAGUGGAUCGAAGAGUCCAAAACACCUACGUCAAUCGAGGCGCAGCUUGGUAGGACGGCCGGAUGGGUAAAUGAGGUGGAAUUGGAAGGAGAAGAAAAUGAGAUCGCUACACCCGAAGACCUUCAACGAAAAUUGAACGCACCAAGACCCCCUCUCCCUCCAGGAACUCCAGCCAACAUCGAUCAAUUCAUCCACGAGCAACUCGAGGAAAAUUAUCUCGGUCAAGCAAACACCUUUGUACGCGCAGCCAAGAGCCGCAGCAUCAACAGCCCUCGCCCUCGCUCUGCCGUUCGAUCCUUUAGUGUUCCGGCAAUUACCCGGUCACUUUCAGAGCCAACCGACAGCAGUUGUUCACCAACCCAACUCCGUUCUGCAACCUCAUUCUACACCCCAACAAAAAUAGCCACAGCUCGAGGAUACAGGACUGCCAGUGUUCCUGCUCGACAGCGAAAAGUAUCAGCACACAAACAUCUCACCAUCGAACCCGCCCCAGAAUCAACUCCCGUGCGAGAAGGAACCGUGCUUUGCGAGACAUACGGAGAGACAGCGUCAGGAGCAGUAGGAACACCUGUCCACGCAACCUACGGCCACCGACUUCACAAAGUUCCAUCUGGAGCUAAUAUAUCCAUCACCAAACGACGUUCACGAAGGCAGUUGAAAGACGUUGUGCGAGGUCCUCUAUAUUUUACAGAAUCCGAACGUCAAGCCAUCGCUGAGCUAGUACUUGCCAACCUCAAACCGUGCGAGCAUCACGUCAACUGUACAGAUUGCACCGAUAUCCGAUACGCUCUUUUCGAAAACAAAGCCAUGCCUACCUCAAUGCCACCAGAGGAGCGACAGAAGAUUAUCAACAACAACAGGUCGUUGAGGAAUAUCAAGAAUGCAAGUCUCGAGCUUGAGAACCUCGCAGAACACGGCGCCAUCAGCGAUGAUGCAUACGACACCAUCCUCCGAUCCCUCCCAGAGGAAACCUCUCUCAACGGAGCCGCAAGAUCCAACCCCGCACCAUCCCCUUCACCCGUCCCUACCAACGCAUUCGCCAACAUGAAGGUGAAUAACGACCCACCACCACCAGCCUACAACACCCAAGGACCUCCCGCCCUCCCUAGCCGCACAAAUUCCAAACCAGAACUUGCGCGUGUCACCGCACUGUACAGAUACAUCGAGCCCCAAGACUGCGCCUUUGAAGUUGGCGACGAGAUCUCCGUCACCGAAAAGACCAAUGCAGAUUGGUGGUGGGGAACCAACCUCCGCACUGGAAAGGAGGGCGUCUUCCCAGUCAACUACGUACAAGUCCAAACCAACCCAUCGCAUAAUGAGAAAUCAGGCUGGGGAAAUGAGAAAGCACAACCCUACCAAGCACCAGCACCAUACCAACAACCGUAUCAAGCCGGUCCUCCUCCACCAGGUCCAAGUAAUCCUUACAACGCCGCCGUCCCACCGAUGGCUGUCGCUGAGACCCCUAGUGAGCCCGGAAAGCCUGGAAAGGGACAAGAAAUGGGUAAGAAAUUCGGAAAGAAGUUGGGCAAUGCUGCUAUUUUCGGUGCCGGUGCGACGAUUGGUGGAAAUAUCGUUAAUAGCAUCUUUUAG
Glarea lozoyensis ATCC 20868 is the source of this 2001-nucleotide messenger RNA. RefSeq names its product SH3-domain-containing protein. The transcript is spliced from 2 exons. Bases 1 to 2001 code for a protein of 666 amino acids. The record is from RefSeq and is a predicted model, not a curated record. NCBI's taxonomy places the organism in Eukaryota, Fungi, Ascomycota, Leotiomycetes, Helotiales, Helotiaceae. Gene Ontology annotation, molecular function: protein binding; lipid binding. Gene Ontology annotation, biological process: plasma membrane tubulation; endocytosis; actin cortical patch localization. Gene Ontology annotation, cellular component: actin cortical patch.